Molecule: messenger RNA, 3561 nt
Organism: Drosophila ananassae
Lineage: Eukaryota; Metazoa; Arthropoda; Insecta; Diptera; Drosophilidae
Gene: Ptp61F
Product: tyrosine-protein phosphatase non-receptor type 61F
Exons: 6
Coding region: 98-1816 (572 amino acids)
Biological process (GO): protein dephosphorylation
Molecular function (GO): protein tyrosine phosphatase activity
Source: RefSeq, a predicted model, not a curated record
UUGUAUAUUUCCGACAUCCCUCGUUCUGUCAACGCCGCCGCCUGAUUACUCCAAAUUAAAAGUUAUUAAAUUGCAACAAAACGCAGGAAAGUGCGCAAUGAGUGAGCAGAAAACUAGUGGGUCGCCGCCACAGGCGAUCAAUAAGGAUUUAAGGGGCGCCAGGGAUAUGCUCGAGAAGGAAUACAACUUAAAAAAGACUUCAUGGGAUCUCUACUUCAAGGAACUGUGCGAGAUGUCCGAUAGGUCGGCCAAAGAGAAACAGUUCACCACCUCGGAGUCGGAACGGCAGCAGAACCGAGGCCUGAAUCGCUACAGGGAUGUGAAUCCCUACGAUCACUCUCGAAUUGUUCUCAAGCGGGGCACUGUGGACUACAUCAAUGCCAAUCUGGUCAAGCUGGAGCGGGCAAAUCGGCAGUAUAUUUUGACCCAGGGACCUCUGGAAGACACAGUUGGACACUUCUGGCUGAUGAUUUGGGAGCAAAAAUCCACCGCUAUUCUUAUGCUGAACAAACUAAUGGAGAAGAAGCAUGUCAAGUGCCACCUGUACUGGCCCACUGAAACGGGUGCUGAGAAGGCCCUCAAACUGCCAAAUGUCAAGCUCACAGUCGAGUUGGUGCGCUGCGAGACGUACCAGAACUUUGUGCGACGGUGGUUCAAAUUAACGGAUCUCGAGACAAAGACAAGCCGAGAGGUGAUGCAGUUCCACUACACAACAUGGCCAGACUUUGGCAUUCCCAGCUCGCCGAAUGCAUUCCUCAAGUUCUUGCAACAGGUCCGUGACUCCGGCUGCCUGAAUGCCGAGGUGGGCCCGGCCGUGGUGCACUGCAGCGCUGGGAUCGGACGAUCGGGCACCUUCUGUCUGGUGGACUGCUGCCUGGUGCUGAUCGACAAAUUCGGCCAAUGCGAUAUUGCCCAAGUAUUAUGCGAACUGCGCACCUACCGAAUGGGUCUGAUCCAGACCUCUGACCAGCUGGACUUCUCCUACCAGGCCAUCAUCGAGGGCAUCAAGAAGUUCCACGAUCCCGCCUUUCUCGACUCUGAGGAACCCAUUCUCCUUAACAACGACACCGAAUCACACACACUGGAUGAGCCACCGCCUUUGCCGCCUCGCAUUCAGUCUCUCAACCUGCCACUGGCCCCCAAAUCCGACGGCAAUUUGUCUCUAAAUGUGCGAGCCGCCCACGCCAACGGGGCUGAGGAUAUGGACGAUCUAAUCGGCGACAAGCUGAGCAGCAAGGACGCUCUGAACAAUUUCAUAAAUCAACACGAUAUGAUUCGUGACGCUGAGGUGGCUGAUAGCCUGGGUUCGUUGCCGCCGUUGCCCUCGAGACCAGCUCGGGAUGAGUCGGACAGUGAUGACGACUAUCUGCAUGAUGACGAUGACGAUGAGGACGACGACGACGACGAUGAUGAUGAUGAUGACGAUAUCGAUGAAGAGUACGAGACCAUCAACGAGCACGAUGCAGAGCCAAUUGAUUCCCAUGUGCCCACGACGGCGACAACGACACAGCCACCACAUGCCGACGAUUUGAAUGCCAACAACGAGCCAUCAUCCCCUCCAGCCGGCGAACAACACAAAAUCAAUGGUGUUGAUGUGGGACAGCUCCCAGCCAGUCCCGAGAAUGAGCUGAAGCGGAGAAAACGCACAGAAUACCAGGCCAGUCUGGAGCAGAAGGUGAACGACAUCAAAAGGAAGCAGCGGGAAAACGAGGAUAACCAGCUGGCGGCAAAGAAACGAAGGUCAUUACUCACAUAUAUUGCCGCUGGUGUUGUUGUGGGCGUGAUCUGCGCCUACGCAUACACGAAGCUAGGUUAAGUGCCCCCCCUUAUCCAAUAAGUAGUCGUAGACCAGUAGCAAUAGCUGUAUGACGUAUGUGUAGUUGCCGUAGGAAAUCAAUUCCCCAAUCUCCGUUCUCAACCUCCGGCCACCCACAUCGAUUCCCACCAAGUGCUUAAAACGCAUCGGGGCUGGCGCAUUUAAUGUGGCCACGAUUCAAAGGCAGAAGCACGGAUCGGAUUGGAUGUUGAGAUCGGAUGAUAUCGCAAUAUAGAUUGCGGAUUGAGUUAAACGAACGAUACAAGAAGAUGAAUAAAUAUUAGGGAAUUUUUUAUAAACAAAAUACAAAAAAAGGAACAAAAAAAAAAAAAUGAAGCACAAGCAAAAGAAAUAAGCAACUAAAUUAAACGAUAACCGGGUAGAAAGAAAAUCACGUCAAAAGUAGAUUUUGCGCAAUAGACUGACUUUUAGAACAAAUUUAUUUUCUACUCCCUAUAAAUGGAUUAAUAACUGACCUGGACCUGGACCUGGACCUGGACAGAGACAUAUAUAUACAUCCCAGAAACGAGAUCAUCGUUGUCCCACACACACACACACACCAAAUCUUAAAAUUCAACUUAUUCGCUCGCUAUGCAAUAAAUUUGAUUAUAAAUUGUAUUUAUCUAAUGAUUCAAAACCCCUCCUCCCCCCACACGCUUCACUCGUUGUUGUACAGCAAUUUCUUAUAGCAUACGACCUAUGUUUAUUUAUUUAUGAAGAAUUAUGAGAAACCAACACUUGUUGUAGAAGCAUGGCAGCAAAAAUAUAAAGUGCAGCAAUGUGCCAAAAAAAAAAAAUUAACUAAUCGGAGAAUUGUGUGAAAACUCUUUUUCAUGGCUCUUAAUUUAACUUGCCCCGCCCUUGCUAACUUUAAAUUGUUAUUUUUUUUAUAUAACACUUUUAUUAAAAAACAAAAACGAAGGAAAUUCUGCGCCAUUGAAGCAAUAAAAAGAAUAAUAAAUAGCACAAAAUACACCUUUACCUCGUUUAUCUUUUUAAAACGAGUUUAAAAAUCAAAACCCCAAUGUGAAAUCAAAAUAAAGUGAUUGUUUUCAAAAUUAUUCCUAUCAUAAUUGUAUUUAUUUUGAACUGAAGUAUUUAUCCUUUUAAGAUUUAGUAUGAAUAUCAUCGCUAAGCGAGGUACAGGUGUAUAAAAUGAUUGUAAAAUAUAGUUGCAUUCAUGUUGCGUUCUACAAUAAAAACUACAAACGACGAUGAGAUAAUGAGAAGUUGGAAAACUAUUCAAUGGUUAUUCCGAGUAGAGUAAGUGUGUAUCCCAUAGAACUAAUUCCCAAAAACAAAAAAACGAAAAAAAACAUAUUUAUAUAAACAUGUAGCGUAAGAGAACGCAAGAAUAAUACGAAUUAUUUUUUAUAUGGGUAAUCCACAAUUUAAAAAAAAGAAACUUUCAAGCAACCACCCACAAAACGAGGCAGCAAAAUGAGUCCGUAACGAAAAUUGAAAUCGAAAGAGUAAACGAGGAUCACUAUUAAAUAAAUACAUAUUUAUAUAAAUUAUAUUUAACAGUAAUACCAUGAACAAUACCUAUAGUAAUGCCUAGUUAACUGAACGUCGGCCUAAGUACACUCACAAAAAAACACCAUCCCUACACGGAAAACAAAUCGAACACAACACAAACCCCAAUACACGUACUAUAUAUAUUCAAAUAUAUAAUGCCUAUGAGAGAACGAAAAGAGAAGUGAGAAAGUAUUCAAAUAAAGCUAUAUAUUUAAGUCACAAUCGAA